This is a messenger RNA of Sphaeramia orbicularis (orbiculate cardinalfish), 1098 nucleotides long. Its product is annotated as FK506-binding protein 15-like. NCBI's taxonomy places the organism in Eukaryota, Metazoa, Chordata, Actinopteri, Kurtiformes, Apogonidae. Bases 1 to 1008 code for a protein of 335 amino acids. The record is from RefSeq and is a predicted model, not a curated record. The transcript has 5 exons.
AUGAGAGGUAUCCGCUGUGAGUCUGGGCUCAACAUAUUGUUUGAGCUGCAGGCCCUGAAAUUCACAGCUCUGAAACAGUCGAAAGAGUCCGAAGAACAGAGUUUACUGCAGCAGCGGAGUCACACUGAGGAGCUGAACGCCCUUCAGGAAAAAUACACAGCCUUGGAGCAGCAGGGAACAGCUGUACGAGAGAAACUGGAGAGGAGAGUGGUUGAACUGGAGAACAAACUGGCAGAACAACAAGGUUCAGGAGACACUGCAGCAGAGGUGAAGCGUGUGAUGAAUGGAGUGUUCCAUUCUCUCCGAGGGGAGUUUGACCUCAGUGAGUCGUACAGUGGCCAGGCUGUGUUGGGGGUGAUUGUCACCACCAUCAAGAAUGUAACCCUGCAGCUGUUGAGCAACUCUGAGAAAUCAGCACCGACACCGAGUAAGAAGGAAGAGGAAGCAGAGGAAGAGGAGGUCAAACCUCAGCAGAACGUUCAUGUGAAUGGAGAAAGAGAAGAGGAAGUCAAAGAGGAAGAGAAGGAGGAAGUACAUACGGCUCAAUCUGAGUCUCAACCACUCGGCAAGGACCAGAAGGACGAGGAAGUAUCGGAAAAGACGGAAACAGUUCCUGCGUCAGAAACACAAAAUCAGUCAGAAGCUUUAGAGUCCAUGGAAAUCCAUCAGGGUACAGCCACUGAAUCCAAACCAGCGGAGGAGGCAGCAGAUUCAGAAGCACAGCAGGAGGCGGUACCAUGCUCUGCUCCUCCUGCUGCUCCUUUGGAAGAGGACGACACCAGUAAAACUCCAGAUCCACCAGGAGGAUCUGAGGAGAGUUCAACACCUGAGAUGGCACAAGAAACUGAAGAACACAACGCUGUGGUGAACAGUGAGACGGAGAAGAACAAGGAUGAUGAAGAGCAUCCAGAAGAAACCAAUGGUGAUACUCAGAAAGGCUUUGGCCCGCCCACAAACCCUCCUCCACCACCAAAAGCACAGAACAGCCCACGGCAGGACACAGGGUGAGUGGGUAGAGAAUAUUCCUGUUUUUUUAACACUAAAAGAGAAUAAGUUGUAGUUGUCAUCAUUUAUGUCAGUAUGUUCUUAUUUUAUGGG